Molecule: messenger RNA, 2038 nt
Organism: Myotis davidii
Lineage: Eukaryota; Metazoa; Chordata; Mammalia; Chiroptera; Vespertilionidae
Gene: GLUL
Product: glutamate-ammonia ligase
Exons: 7
Coding region: 249-1370 (373 amino acids)
Cellular component (GO): cytoplasm
Molecular function (GO): glutamine synthetase activity
Source: RefSeq, a predicted model, not a curated record
CUCUCAAAGUGGAUUAUUCCAACUACCCCGGGGGUGGCCCAGGGGUAUUCUCCCCGAGCCGCAGAUCCUCGGUGAAGACAGCGAAGCUAGAUGAAGAUGACCAGGAGUCCAUUUCCUCCGAGCAGCCCCCCAGCUGCUUCGGCUUUGUCGCCUACUCCAUGAACAACCCAGGAGAGAAAUCGCGAGUUACGAUGAAGACCACGAGCCACCAGCAUGCGUAUUCCGGCGCGUCCUGAGCAACUUCCACCAUGUCCACCUCAGCGAGUUCCCACUUGAACAAAGGCAUCAAGCAGAUGUACAUGUCCCUGCCUCAGGGUGAUAAAGUCCAAGCUAUGUACAUCUGGAUUGACGGUACUGGAGAAGGACUGCGAUGCAAGACCCGGACCCUGGACAGUGAGCCCAAGAGUAUAGAAGAGUUGCCCGAGUGGAAUUUUGAUGGCUCUAGUACUAUGCAGUCUGAAGGCUCCAACAGUGACAUGUAUCUUGUUCCUGCUACCAUGUUUCGGGACCCUUUCCGCAAGGACCCCAACAAGCUGGUGUUCUGUGAAGUCUUAAAAUACAACCGCAAACCUGCAGAGACCAAUUUAAGAUAUACCUGCAAACGGAUAAUGGACAUGGUGAGCAAUCAGCAUCCCUGGUUUGGAAUGGAGCAGGAAUAUACUCUCAUGGGCACAGAUGGGCACCCUUUUGGCUGGCCUUCCAAUGGCUUCCCUGGACCCCAAGGUCCAUACUACUGCGGCGUGGGAGCAGACAGAGCCUACGGCAGGGAUAUUGUGGAGGCUCACUACCGGGCCUGCUUGUACGCUGGCAUCAAGAUCGCAGGGACAAAUGCCGAGGUCAUGCCCGCCCAGUGGGAAUUCCAAAUAGGACCCUGUGAAGGCAUCGACAUGGGAGAUCAUCUCUGGGUGGCCCGUUUCAUCUUGCACCGAGUGUGUGAAGACUUCGGAGUGAUCGCUACCUUUGAUCCCAAGCCCAUCCCUGGCAACUGGAAUGGUGCAGGCUGCCACACCAACUUCAGCACCAAGGCCAUGCGAGAGGAGAACGGUCUGAAGUACAUCGAGGAGUCCAUCGAGAGGCUGAGCAAGCGGCAUCAGUACCACAUCCGAGCCUACGACCCCAAGGGGGGCCGGGACAAUGCCCGGCGCCUCACCGGAUUCAACGAAACCUCCAACAUCAACGACUUCUCCGCCGGCGUGGCCAACCGUAGCGCCAGCAUCCGCAUUCCCCGGUCUGUGGGCCAGGAGAAGAAGGGGUACUUUGAAGACCGGCGCCCCUCUGCCAACUGCGACCCUUUUGCAGUGACAGAAGCCCUCAUCCGCACGUGUCUUCUCAACGAAACUGGCGAUGAGCCCUUCCAGUACAAAAACUAAAUGGACUAGACUUGCAGCCAUCCAGCUCCUUCUAAUCACUUCUUCAUCCCGCUCCCACUCUCGCCCCUCAAUUGUCAUAACAAAUGUAACUCAGAAGGGCAGAAUAUCAAGGUCUUUUUUUAUUCCUCCUGCCCAGUUAAUAUCUCUUGCUUUCUUUGGCCAGGUUAGCGGGGUCAAGUUCUUAGUCUCUUCACACACACACACCCCCUUUUUUUCCCCUAUCACAAGCUUUCUAGUGUGUUAGUGGGGCGGGGGCGGGGAAACAUAACCACUGCUUCACUUAAUCAGGUGUUUGUCCAACAGGCGUAGCUCUCUGGACAGUGAGCAUAGUAUUUGUGAAGGGAGGGGAAGGGCCUUUUUCUUCUUUGAGGUAGCUGAAGGGGGUAGGAGUGCUGGGCUUGUUCUGUGACUAGGUUAGAAACUCCCUUUGGUUGGGAAGUCCCAUAAAAGGUUAUAAGCAGCUUUCUAAUGAAAGUGAGAAUUAGGAAAGAUGGCGGGUGGGGCAGCAGGCAGGAAGCCCUCUUACCUGCCAACUGUGACCCCUUCACAGUGACCUGCUUUCCUGGCUUGCAAAAAGGGAUGGGAUGGGUAGCCCUACCUUCGAAGAAAAAGUUCUCGUUGCUUGGUCCUCCGUUUAUAACACAAAUCAGAGUAGUAUUUUUAUAUUU